This is a messenger RNA of Rotaria socialis, 504 nucleotides long. The record is from the annotation of a GenBank genome assembly. NCBI's taxonomy places the organism in Eukaryota, Metazoa, Rotifera, Eurotatoria, Philodinida, Philodinidae.
AUGCCAAGUCAAGAAGAUACAGCUACAGUUCGAGCUGUAUGCGUUCUUAGAGGUGGCGAAAACAACACUGUUCAAGGUGUAGUACAUUUUGCUCAAAUAAUUGGUAUGAAUCAAAUGAAAAUCACAGGUGAUAUACAAGGUCUUCCGAUUGAUCGUAAAUUUACUAUUCAUGUUCAUGAAUUUGGCGAUUUGACAAAUGGCCCUCUAUCCACUGGUGUUCGUUUCAAUCCAGAAAAACAAGUUUCUAGUUCAUCGAAAGAUCAAGCAUUUUAUGUUGCUGAAGAAUUUGGUAGUUUACAGGUCAAUCAAGAAGGUCAAGCUAAAAUUGAUGUUGUUGAUAAACGCUUAACUUUAUUUGGUCCUUCGUCUAUUAUUGGUCGAUCAGUAGUAAUCAUUGACGAAAAAGAAGAAGAUUUACCACGAGUUGAAAAUGAAGAAAAUAAAGGAUCAAAUACAAUUCCUAUUACUCGAUUUGCUGCUGGUGUAAUUGGUAUUUGUCAAUGA